Impatiens glandulifera is the source of this 1259-nucleotide messenger RNA. RefSeq names its product mitochondrial outer membrane protein porin of 34 kDa. The transcript is spliced from 6 exons. The record is from RefSeq and is a predicted model, not a curated record. NCBI's taxonomy places the organism in Eukaryota, Viridiplantae, Streptophyta, Magnoliopsida, Ericales, Balsaminaceae. The coding region runs from base 115 to 945 and encodes 276 amino acids. Gene Ontology annotation, cellular component: mitochondrial outer membrane. Gene Ontology annotation, molecular function: voltage-gated monoatomic anion channel activity. Gene Ontology annotation, biological process: monoatomic anion transmembrane transport.
ACAUCUAGGGCUAAUCGGUCUCAUUUGCUUAGGCCUCAAUCGAACGCACACACUCUAUCUCUUUCUAUACAAUCGCAGCAGCAGCAGCAUCCCAUUUCUUAUCUGUGUAUAAUCAUGGGCAAAGGUCCUGGUCUCUACACUGAUAUUGGCAAGAAAGCCAAAGAUCUUCUAUACAGGGACUAUCAGAGUGACCACAAAUUCACCAUCACCACCUACUCCCCAACUGGAGUCGCUAUUACUUCCUCUGGUGUGAAGAAAGGAGAUGUCUUUGUUGCUGAUGUCAAUACUCAGCUCAAGAACAAGAAUAUCACUACUGAUAUCAAAGUGGACACAAGUUCGAAUCUUUUCACGACCAUAACAGUUGAUGAAGCUGCUCCAGGGCUGAAGACAAUCUUCAGUUUCAAGUUUCCUGAUCAAAGAUCUGGAAAGCUGGAAGUUCAGUACUUGCAUGAUUAUGCGGGGAUAAGCUCAAGCAUUGGCUUGGCAGCUAACCCUGUUGUGAACUUCUCUGGUGUUGUUGGCACAAAUGCCCUUGCUAUUGGAACAGAUCUAUCUUUUGACACUAAAGAGGGUGCUUUUACCAAAAUCAAUGGUGGAUUGAGCUACACAAACACAGACCUUAUUGCGUCUUUGACACUGAAUGACAAGGGAGAUUCACUGAGUGCAUCAUACUACCAUACUGUCAGCCCUUUGACAAACACUGCGGUUGGUGCAGAAGUAACUCACAACUUCUCGACCAAUGACAAUACAAUCAACAUUGGGACCCAGCAUGCUUUGGAUCCAUUGACCUCGGUAAAGGCAAGAGUUAACAAUUUUGGCAAGGCAAGUGCCCUCAUUCAGCAUGAAUGGCGUCCAAAGUCACUGUUCACUAUUUCUGGAGAAGUUGACACCAAGUCUAUAGAUAAGAGUGCUAAAUUCGGUCUGGCUUUGGCACUGAAACCAUGAAGAAAAGAAAAGAGUCUAGGAUAAGGUCUAGACAAAGCCAUCAAGAAGAUCUGCUAGUUUUCCCUUUUCCCUCUUGUUUGGGGACAUGCAAUAAUGUUAAAGACAUAUUUUCGUUUCGAAUUUAUCUUAUUUUGGGCCGAGGGAAGGCUUGUGAUUCAAACCUUUGACUCAUAGUUAAGUUAACAUUGGCACAUAUUUGGUGUACUUGUUUGAGAAAUUUGCCUAAGAAUCAUUCUCUCCUACCUUUGAGUCUAUGAUUUGGGCAAUUCUCUCAUGUUAUUUAUUACUUUCAUAAUUCAUAUGCUGUUUUUGUA